Messenger RNA from Sorghum bicolor (sorghum), 663 nucleotides. RefSeq names its product translation initiation factor IF-2-like. The record is from RefSeq and is a predicted model, not a curated record. The transcript has 2 exons. NCBI's taxonomy places the organism in Eukaryota, Viridiplantae, Streptophyta, Magnoliopsida, Poales, Poaceae. The coding region runs from base 1 to 663 and encodes 220 amino acids.
AUGGAGGAGGGUGAGCGAGAGCGAGCAAUGGAAGUGGAGCAGACAGGAAGAAUGGAAGGAAGGAAGGAAGGAAGGGAUGGACCCAAGCCCAGCGAGGCCCCCUUCCCGCCGCACCCAUGCAUCCACCCAACCUCCCCAGCCGCUGAUCCGCGGGUCCCCGUCACGGGGAGGACCCCACGCGUCAUUGAAAAUGGGCACGCCGGGGCACCGUCGGCAAGGGACCCGGGGUGGUCAAUGGAGGUGGGCAUCGUGGCAGAGCAAUCCACGAGCACGAAGCUGGCUGGCUGGCUGGCUGGCGAGGUAGCAAGCAGACGAGCACGCACGCCCGCACGCUGCCGUGAGUCGGGAGGGCAUUAUGCGGCGCGCGUGGAGGGGAGCGCACGGGCGGGGCGGGGGGGUGGUGCGUCGGAUCGGCAUCGUGCGCCGGAGGGCAACGGUGGAGGGGGGGGGGUGCCGGGCCCCGCCACCGGGGCGGCUGCGUCUGCGCCUGCGCGCGUGCCCCCGGGGCCAUCGAUCGCGCGCCUAGGGACGCUGGGCGGUAGGCCCGCGCAGAACGGCAGCAGCAGCAGCAGCAGGGACAGACAGCCCGGUCCGGGGGCUACCCCAUCAUGCUGCGGGACUUCACUUCAGAGGAUCUGCUGCUGUUUUCAUCAUGUUGAAUGA